AUGACGCCUCAUUCCACAGACACCAAGACCUCAAACCCUACUCAGAAUGAAGAAACCAAAGAAGUCAAGGCUAAAACAGCCCUCCAAAUCAUCUCCCAUGGCCCAACCAUCCCCGGUCCCCCAUCCUUCACAUCCAUCGACAAACACCGCGCCCACAUCCUAGAACACAUGGCCGGCGCCUUCCGCAUCUUCGCUCGAAAAGGCUUCACUGAAGGCCUCGCCGGCCACAUAUCCGUACGCGAUCCCGAAAACCCACACACAUUCUGGACAAAUCCCCUCAACCGCCCAUGGAGCCUCAUCCGCGCAUCAGACAUGGUCCUCGUCGACUACACCGGCAACCUCCUCGGCGGAAAUACAACCCGCCCCGUCAACGCAGCAGGCUUCCUCAUCCACGGCGCGAUACACAAGGCCCGACCAGAUGUAAAUGCCGCGUGUCACGCACACUCCCCCUACGGGAAAGCGUGGUCCGCGUUUGCCAAACCCCUCGAGAUGAUCAACCAGGAUGCGUGUGUCUUCUACGGCAAGGCGCAGAGUGUGUAUGCUGACUUUGGGGGCGUGGUGUUUAAGCAAGAGGAGGGGGAGAGGGUUGCCAAGGCGCUGGGUGGUGAGGGAAAGGUUAUGGUGUUGGCGAACCAUGGGCUUUUGACGGUGGGUAAGACGGUGGAUGAGGCGGCGUAUUUGUUUACGUUGAUGGAGAGGAGUUGUAUGGUGCAGUUGGCGGUGGAGGCUGCUGCUGCGAAUGGCUUGGAGAAGAGGGUUAUUGGGGAUGAGGAGGCGAGGUAUACGUUUGAGAUGACGGCGGAUCCGGACGGGUUGUGGUGUGAGUUUCAGGGGGAUUUUGAGGUUGAGGAUGUGUUGAGUAAUGGGGAUUUCCGAAAGUAG
This is a messenger RNA of Pochonia chlamydosporia 170, 882 nucleotides long. Its product is annotated as class II aldolase/adducin domain-containing protein. Gene Ontology annotation, molecular function: actin filament binding. The transcript has a single exon. The record is from RefSeq and is a predicted model, not a curated record. Gene Ontology annotation, cellular component: cytoskeleton. Bases 1 to 882 code for a protein of 293 amino acids. Lineage: Eukaryota; Fungi; Ascomycota; Sordariomycetes; Hypocreales; Clavicipitaceae.